AUAUCGGGAUCCCGUCUUCAAUACACGCAUUGAGGAAUAUAAAGCCGCGCCGAGCGCCGCGCGUGUAGCAGGCACGGCCUUCAACCCAGCCCGCGACGGUGUUUAAGAGGUGUACAUACAAGCCCCGUCCAACCCGGCGCUCAAUCCCCGAGCACACCAUGUCCCUCUGCGCCUUUGGCACCGUCCCGCCGGGGGCCUUGAGCACCCCGGCGCCGUUCAAGCUCAGCGUGCCGGCGGCACAGCAGGACAAGCUCACCAAGCUGGUCAGCGAGGCGGAAAUCGCGGUGCCGUCGUACUACAACACACACGCGGACACGACCAACACGUCGUCGUUCGGCCUCUCGCGCGACUGGCUGGUGGACGCGCAGGAGGCCUGGACCUCGGGCGAGUACAGCUGGCGCGCGGAGCAGCAGCGGCUGAACCGCUUCCCGCACUUCCGCAUCAACAUCACCACCACCACCACCGCCCCCAACGACGACGAAGACGACAAUGCGGAAGACGGAACCGAGAGCGAGACGUUCGACCUGCACUUCGCGGCGCUGUUCUCGCGCAGCGCGUCGGCGACGCCGGUGGUGCUGAUGCACGGGUGGCCCGGGUCGUGGAUCGAGUUCGGGGCGGUGCUGGACCUGCUCGCGGCGCGGUACACGGCCGAGACGCUGCCGUACCACGUGGUGGUGCCGUCGCUGCCCGACUACGGCCUGUCGACGCGGCGCGGCGAGCUGCGGCGGCCGCUGACCAUGGAGGGCGCAGCGGGUGCGAUCGACGGCCUCAUGGCCGCGCUCGGCUUCGGCGCCGGCUACGUCGCGCAGGGCGGCGAUGUCGGCGCCAUCGUGGGCCAGGUGCUGUGUGCCAAGUUCGAGGCCUGCAAGGCGCUUCAUCGUGAGUGUGUUCGCUUGCUUGUUCUGCUGACUCCUCCGUUCAUGAGCGCGAAUGCCACGGCUGCUGUUGCCGGCAUACCCGUCACGCCUGCUGAACAGGCGCAGUUGGCCAGGUCGGCGAUAUGGGGCUCAAAGGGCACGGCGUACGUCAGCGAGCACGGGACUCGGCCGUCCACCAUCGCACUGGCUCUCAGCACGAACCCGCUCGCGAUGCUGAGUUGGAUGGGCGAGAAGUUCAUCGAGUGGAGCGACAACCGCUUCCCCCUCUCGCUCAACACCAUCCUGUCCCUGACAUCCUUCUACUGGUUCACCAACUCGUUCGGGCGCGGCUUGUGGGCCUAUAGCUUCGAAACGAGCCGUAUUCCCGUCCCGUUCUCGUCAACCAAGCCGUUUGGGUAUUCGGCCUAUCCUCUCGAGGUUACGGCGUUCCCGAAGGCAUGGGCGGAACAUCUGUACCCGAACUUGGUGCUUUACAGGACCCACGAUAAGGUAAGUCAAGAGUCAUCAGGAUGCCGCGAAGAGACCCCGUGAUGCUAACAUGACCCUUUUAGGGCGGCCACUUUGCGGCGCUGGAACAGCCCGAGUUG
Messenger RNA from Chaetomium fimeti, 1465 nucleotides. Its product is annotated as Alpha/Beta hydrolase protein. The coding region runs from base 159 to 1409 and encodes 416 amino acids. The record is from RefSeq and is a predicted model, not a curated record. The transcript is spliced from 3 exons. NCBI's taxonomy places the organism in Eukaryota, Fungi, Ascomycota, Sordariomycetes, Sordariales, Chaetomiaceae. Gene Ontology annotation, molecular function: epoxide hydrolase activity. Gene Ontology annotation, biological process: epoxide metabolic process.